This is a messenger RNA of Sorghum bicolor (sorghum), 1134 nucleotides long. RefSeq lists its product as uncharacterized. Lineage: Eukaryota; Viridiplantae; Streptophyta; Magnoliopsida; Poales; Poaceae. The record is from RefSeq and is a predicted model, not a curated record. The transcript has 9 exons. The coding region runs from base 123 to 989 and encodes 288 amino acids.
UGCACUCAACCCAAAAGAUCCUGCUUUUGCUCACGGUUACCACCAUACCAUAACUCCACCCAAAACCAUAAAAACCAGUGUGGCAACAAUGAGCUAAAGCUUCCAGGCUCUAAAUCAUCAGGAUGUCUGUGCCAGCAUCAGCCCAGGUGCCUCACACCAUACGACCUGUUGGGAGCUGCUUUAGAUUGCAUCAACUACCUGUGCAGAAUUUGGACCGAUGUCGCAGAUGGUGGGGGACUGGAAAGAAGAUAAUUCUUUCCACUCGUGGUGUGCUUGAAUCCAGCAAUGGGGCACAUUCUGGUGGUCUUAUGAAGAAAAGAAAGAUUGUGGAGCACAUUAUUCUGCUUAGAGCCAAGCCAAACAUCUCAGAUGCCGAAGAAAAAGAUAUGCUGGACUAUCUAUAUACAUCACAGUACCAGAUGAGAGGGAUACUCGCAGUCUCAUUAGGCCGCAUAGAGGACCCCAACAGCGAGAAUUUCACACACGCUGUCUUUAUGCGUUUUCAGCAGAAAGAAGACAUUGCAAAGUUCCAGAGCAGUGCAUACUAUUCGAAAGUUCUUGAUGAGCACGUAAAACCUGUUUCCUAUGGCUCGGUUUCUGUAGAUUUCGAGUCCGAGGUGGAAGAUGACAUUAUACCUCUCUUUCGUAGGGGAGAGGAUUUUAACUACGGUGUCGAGUUUAUGCUGCUGAUAUCUUUCUUUAAGACUGCAUCUAGAGAAGCAACGGAGGAUGCAUUAGCUUCUCUUCAGAAGUUGAUCAGCCAAUGCAGCUCUUUUAUUGUGCAGGCAACCUGUGGCUGCUGUUUGGAUCAUCCAGAUAAUGGAUACAAUCAUGCUGCAGUAAUCCGUUUCACAUCAUUUGAUGACUUCAAGCUGUUCAGGGAGAGCAUGGAGUACAAGGAUAUGUGGGCAUCCAAGUUCCACCCGAUCGUGGAGAAAUCUCUGCACCUGCAUUUCACCGUUGACCCCGUGGGGAACCAGCUGAUGUGAUGACUGGGAUUCUACUGAGUUUGCUACGUGGUCGGCUCUCUACUUUUCUUUUUCUCUGAGAUGUUGACGUUCAGGUUGGACAAGAAAGACCGGUGCCUCUCCAGAUGAAAACAGAUAAUGUUGCUGGGAGUUCCAUCUCAGAUUA